Pungitius pungitius (ninespine stickleback) is the source of this 1242-nucleotide messenger RNA. RefSeq names its product protein NLRC3-like. The transcript has 3 exons. NCBI's taxonomy places the organism in Eukaryota, Metazoa, Chordata, Actinopteri, Perciformes, Gasterosteidae. Gene Ontology annotation, biological process: intracellular signal transduction. Bases 1 to 1242 code for a protein of 413 amino acids. The record is from RefSeq and is a predicted model, not a curated record.
AUGGUGACAGAGGUCAGAGGGAUCACUGACCCUCAGAAGGAGGAGUACUUCAAGAAGAGGUUCAGAGAUGAGGAGCAGACCAGCAGCAUCAUCUCUCACAUCAAGACCUCUAGAAGCCUCCACAUCAUGUGCCACAUCCCAGUCUUCUGCUGGAUCACUGCUACAGUUCUGGAAGUGGAGUUGAAGACCAGAGGGGGAGGAGAGCUGCCCAAUACCCUGACUGAGAUGUACAUCCACUUCCUGGUGGUUCAGUCCAAAGUGAAAAAAGUCAAGUACGAUGGAGGAGCUGAGACGGAUCCACACUGGAGUCCAGAGAGCAGGAAGAUGAUCGAGUCUCUGGGAAAACUGGCCUUUGAUCAGCUGCAGAAAGGUCACCUGAUCUUCUAUGAAUCCGACCUGACAGAGUGUGGCAUCGAUAUCAGAGCAGCCUCAGUGUACUCAGGAGUGUUCACUCACAUCUUUAGAGAGGAGAGCGGACUGUACCAGGACAAGGUGUUCUGCUUCGUCCAUCUGAGUGUUCAGGAGUUUCUGGCUGCUCUUCAUGUCCAUCUGACCUUCAUCAGCUCUGGUGUCAAUCUGCUGUUAGGAAAAAAAAAACCCUCCUCGUUGGUCUUUAGAGAAAAACCCAAACAUCUCUACCAGUGUGCUGUGGACCAGGCCUUACAGAGUCCUAAUGGACACCUGGACAUGUUCCUCCGCUUCCUCCUGGGUCUUUCCCUGGAGACCAACCAGACUCUCCUACGAGGUCUGCUGACACAGACAGGAAGUCGCUCACAGACCAAUAAGAGAACAGUGCAGUACAUCAAGGAGAAGAUCAGUGAGAAUGUGUCUCCAGAGAAAAGCAUCAAUCUGUUCCACUGUCUGAAUGAACUGAAUGAUGAUUCUCUAGUGGAGGAGAUCCAAUGGUCCCUUAGUUCAGGACGUCUCUCCACAGAGAAACUGUCUCCUGCUCAGUGGUCAGCUCUGGUCUUCAUCUUACUGUCAUCAGAAGAAGAUCUGGAGGUGUUUGACCUGAAGAAAUACUCUGCUUCAGAGGAGGCUCUUCUGAGGCUGCUGCCAGUGGUCAAAGCCUCCAACAAAGCUCUACUGAGUGGUUGUAACCUCUCACAGAAAAGCUGUACAAACAGCCCAGUGACGUGCGGUCACUGGAGGCAGUGCCUCCCCUAUGUCAUCAUGAAAUCCUACAGAACGUUUCCAUUCAACAGACCAACAACAUUGGGAACUUCACACGUGGUAGCCUAG